Entelurus aequoreus (snake pipefish) is the source of this 1412-nucleotide messenger RNA. RefSeq names its product sorting nexin 10b (gene snx10b). Gene Ontology annotation, biological process: intracellular protein transport. The transcript has 6 exons. Bases 140 to 751 code for a protein of 203 amino acids. The record is from RefSeq and is a predicted model, not a curated record. Lineage: Eukaryota; Metazoa; Chordata; Actinopteri; Syngnathiformes; Syngnathidae. Gene Ontology annotation, molecular function: phosphatidylinositol binding.
UAAAUAAAAGGCUCCAGCACAUUGCAAAGUGCAGCACAAUCCGACAUGUUAUUGAAACACAAAGACAUAGCUGGCCAGCAAGGGAAGGAAGUGAAGGCCUGGUGAAAUCAGUCAGUCUCGACAGCAGCUUCAGUCCUCCAUGCAGCAGGCCAUCAUCAGCGUGUGGGUCCGAGACCCGCGCAUCCAGAAUAAUGACUUCUGGCAUGCAUACAUGGACUAUGAAGUGUGCUUGCACACGGACAGUGUGUUCUUUACCAGGAAGACAUCGAGAGUGCGUAGGAGGUUCAGUGAGUUUGUGUGGCUCAGACAAAGGCUGCAAGCGAACUCCAUGCUGAUGGCGCAACUGCCAGACCUGCCACCCAAGAACCCCUUCUUCAGUCUGAACAAUGCCCAGCAGAUCUCAGAGCGCAUUGCGGGCCUCCAGAGGUUCUUGGAACAGAUCCUGCAGAGUCCUCUGCUGCUGUCUGACAGCUGCCUGCACCUUUUCCUGCAGUCCCAGCUCAGCGUGGCCAAGAUGGAGGAGUGUGCUGCAGGAAGGACACAUUACUCUGUGGCCCAGGCGGUCCAGUGCUGCGGAAUCAGGAGGUUUCUAUCACAAGAGGACUUACAGAAGGACUCGAGUAUGUCGGGCGACUCCGACUCAGACAGCUCAGAGUGCAGAGAUGUAGAAGGCCAGAUAAACAAAGCAUCAUCAGAUCUCAUGGAAACCAAGCAGGAGCGAAGCGUCUGCCCUUCAUCAGUUUCUCCAUGACAUCGUCCUCGUCACUUGUGGAAAUAUAUACUGUAUGUAAUUAGGAAACAAUAACUGUUACCCUGUUUUUUUUGGUAAAUGGUAAUGUUGGUAUUCUUGUGUAAAUAACAUAAUACUGAUCAGUGUCUGCAAAUACUGUACGUGUAAUGUGUUGAUUUUCUGUAAGUGUCUUCAAUUGAACAAUAAUGCAGUCUAAAACAAGUAUCAAAUCAUUACAGUUGCAUAUUACUUUUUAGGCAGAAGCGUAUUAGAAAGUAACAAAAGUGUCCACAUCUGCAUCAUGAGUUAAACGUAAUUAAUUAUUGUAGCCACAACUGGCAACAAAAACAAUACCCCACUUCAACUUAAAGACAGCGUAAGUCCAUUCCAAACGGUUAAUGAUAGUUUAGUGUUUUUAAUACCUACCAACACUUAAGGCUCUAAUAUUAGUAUUGUAUCGGAAGUUGGGUUGUACGGUAUAUACCGGUAUUAGUAUAGUACCGCGAUACUUAUGAAUCCUAUUCGGUACUAUAUAGUGAUGUCCGAUAAUAUCGGCCUGCCGAUAUUAUCGGCCGAUAAAUGCUUUAAAAUGUAAUAUUGGAAAUGAUCAGUAUGGUUUUUUUUAUUAUCGGUAUCGUUUUUUUUUUGUUUUUUUUUAAUUAAAUCAACAUAAAAAACACAA